Owenia fusiformis is the source of this 2028-nucleotide messenger RNA. Lineage: Eukaryota; Metazoa; Annelida; Polychaeta; Sabellida; Oweniidae. The record is from the annotation of a GenBank genome assembly.
UUGUUCAAGGAUAUUGAGAAAAAAUGCCUGUCAAAAUAUUUAAUGGAAUGAAUUGUGGUUAUAUAUUACUCGGAUUCAUCUUGUCAUCAUCGCUUUGGAUUUCAUUAGCUCCAAUUAAUUGGAAACGCAAAGUGGGACUGAAUUGUGAAAAAACUCUGGAGUCUAACUUAACGUCAGGUGAUACUCAUGUUGAACAUUUGAAAAUAGUGGAGACAUUGCGUAAAAGUAAUAAUCCAAUUACAGAAAAAGUUCCAUCAAGAAAUAUAAGCGGGAAAGACAAACCAUCACUGCAUAAUGCUUUACUUAUGUAUGUAGAUAGUGGAGAUCAGCAUAUAAUACAAUUCACAGUAUUUCUAUAUGCAUCCUGGAAAUAUGUGAUGAUGCACAAAUAUCUAAAACAAAAUAUUGCCAUCGACAAUGCUGAACAUGUGCCGGAUAUGAUUUUUGACUUGUUAGUGUAUUGCCAUCCAGAAAUAUGUAAAUUUCUCCCGUUGGAUUGCCUCCCGGUGAUAAUGGACAAAUAUUUAGAGAAUGUUCCCAAUUGCUGGUACAUUCCUUCAGACCGGGUUCAGAAUCAUGAAGGCUAUCCCCCUGAUUAUUGCUACAUUAAUACAUUUACUUUUCUAAUUGAUGCUAACUUUGGUCAGAUCGCUAACAGAUACGAUUGGAUAAUGAGGACGGAUACUGAUGUGUUUAUAUCUCCAGCGAUACUUGGUUGGCUGAGUAAAUAUCCCUUGAUCACUGGAAUCGGUGGUUACGGAGUACCAUUUAGUGAAGGCCUUGGAGGCUUGUUUAACGUUAGUGAAGAUGGUGAAUGGCCUUACUGGUGGCGCCAGGUCUCAACGAUGUAUGGGAGCGAACUAGCCAUCAAUCACAUUAUCCCUAAUCUCACUGAAGACCACAAAGCAGUUGGAUAUAUGGACUUGGCCAGUAGUGAUAAUGUCACUUCUGUGAUGAAGGCCCCUCAUAUACAUUGCUGGCAAGGACCCGAAGAAUUUGACAAACUUGAAUUCACAGCUAAAAUUGUAGGACAUAUCCAAGGUGAUGUUAGGAAAUUAUGGCUACACUAAGAAGUUCUGUUAUAUAAGGAAGAUUUGGAUGUAUCUGAGAUGACUAUUAGAGAGUAUGUGACUUAUAUAGCAUGGAAUGGAGUCUUCAAAUAUCUGCCACAUAUUAUCGGACCAAUAAUUUUAUAGCUACCAACAUUGACUUCAACGCCCAAAGGUCUUACUAACUAAUUGACAUAAAGUAUGAAUAACUAAAAGCAUAAUCUUGAAAGGAAAAAGACAAUUCUAAAGUUGUAUCAAACAAAGAUGUACAUGUAUGACACUUUGCAGAGGUUUCACGUCUUGUUGAAAUAGCACACUUCAAAAUUAAAAAUACUAAACAAAUACUGGAUGACCAUGAGGUGGAUAUGCCAGAAUACCUAUCCGAGGAAUAGUACUUUUUCGAGGAUAGGUAUUCUGGCAUAUCCACCUCAUGGUCAUCCAGUAUUUAUUUUAUUAUGCACCUCCCUUCAAAUUGUCAAGAAAUACUUUAUUUUAAAGAAUGGGUCUACUAAAACAGAAGCCGAGCCUGGUAUUUUUUUCGAGGAUAGGUAUUCUGGCAUACGGGAUGGUUGGAGAUUUAAUUGCUGCAAUACUGGAUAGAACGAGAUCUUGCUGCCACGUAUGGCAAUAGACCCUGCAGGUCUUAACCAAUCAGAUUUGAGUAUUUUAAUGAGGUGCAUAAUAAAAUGAUUUAACAAGCUUUUUAAAAAAUGUUUAUUCCAACUUACUACUUCAAACCAUUCAAACGUGUACUUCUGGAUGUAAUGGAUACAUCAGUGCAUAAUUUUGUACAGUAAUCUAAGUAUUAAAUAAGCCUCAUAAUAAAAUAUUUUAUAAUAUAUUUCAGAUAAUCUUAUCUGGCAAUGACAAAUUGCAUAUAACAAAAUCCUCUGAUAAGACACAUACAGUUGAUGUUAACAUAAGUUAAAAAAUAACUACCACCACUGAAUGAAUUGAUUCCUAGAUUGAUUGAAAUAGU